AUGACGGUAGGCCUACGGUCAAAUCGAGAUCAUGCACAGCACUAUCGGCCUCGAAUGGCAUGUCUCAAAAAGGUGGAGGCCAUGGUUGUGGAAAUGCAGAGUGGGUUGAAGGGAACCGACCAGAAGCUCAAUGUCACCACCAUCCCCCAUGUACUGACAGGUGAGGAGAUUCUGGCAUGGAUUGCUAACAAAAUGAAAAUGGAUACCCCAGAGGCCCAGGCUUUCGGCACCAUGCUGGUGGCGUAUGGUUACCUUUACCCCCUGCAGGACCACAAGAAACUGAUCCUCAAACCUGAUGGAAGUUUCUACCGUUUCCAGACGCCCUAUUUCUGGCCCGUGCAGAAGUGGCCAGCAGAGGAUAUAGAUUAUGCAAUUUACUUGGCCAAGAGGAACAUUCGCAAAAAGGGAUCAUUGGAGGUGUACGAACAGGCACGCUACAAUAACUUCCACAAAUGGCUCAACCCCAAAUGGGAUUUCAUUGUGAUGCAAGCCUCAGAGCAAUACAAGGCAAACAAGCAGCGUCAGAAGGCUGAUCGUGUGGUGUUUGACUGUCAGGAGCGGGCCUACUGGAUUGUACAGCGACCACCACCAAGAGCCCACAGUGCCAUGGACUGCACGGACCGCCUCUCUGAUCCCAACGACGAGGCUCAAACCUAUGACCACUACAGAAGGGAAACAAUCCAUCUGCAGCAGGCCAUGAUGAGGUCAAGGGUCAAGUCAGUAGUAUCUCUGGGAGCUCUUGUCAAGGAGAUCACCAAGUACAAGAACCACGACCCUUUCCUGGCCCCCUGCAUCCCCAGCAACCCCUGGCUCUCCAACGACGACGCUUACUGGGAGCUCAACUUGCCAAGUGUGGAAGUUCCUACUAAAAUGCGAGUGGAGCGCUGGUCCUUCAGCCUCAUGGAGCUGCUCAAUGACCCACGUGGUCGCAAGGACUUCAAGGUCUUCUUGAAAAAGGAGUUCAGCGGUGAGAACUUGGCCUUCUGGGAAGCUGCAGAGGUGAUGAAGUGGGGGUCUGCUGGUUCCAUGGCCGAACAGUCCCAAGCCAUUUUCAAGCUUUUCCUGGCCCCUGGAGCCCCACGAUGGAUCAACAUUGACGGCAGAACCAUGGGCUUGACUGUGAAAGGUCUGGACCAUCCUCACAGAUACGUCCUGGAUGCUGCUCAGACCCAUGUCUUCCUGCUAAUGAAGAAGGACACCUUCUUCAGGUACCUAAAAUCACCUACUUACAAGGAUAUGCAGAAGAAAGCACUCAAUCCCGCAGAACACAACUACAGCGAUGCCCAGAUAGAGCAGAACUCCAAGAACCUCAGGCCGGGCACCGACCCAAUCAUCCUUUGGCAGCGCAGCGAGGAGGAGCGCAUGGCGGCUGAGGCGGCCGCGAGACCCGUGGACAUCACCCAGAUCAAGAACAAGCUGGACCGCAAGUAAACCGCGAGAUGACCCGCGACCCCCGCCAAGACAUGGAACAAAGAGGGGGAGAAAAAAACAGUGUAGGUCUGUUCACCCUUAUGAGAUUCAACCAAACAGGAACACGUGCAGCUUCAGCUAGAACUACCCAGGAAUGCCCCUUUUAGUCCAUCUGAUUGACUCUGGAAACUGGUCUUGACAUGGCAUGGUGGCCUCUAGAACUGGAGUUUAAGGUAGAAGGAUUUACGAGGACAUUCCUGCUUAGUUUUUUUUUCUUCUUUUUGAAAUAUGAGGAGGUGAUGUGCAUAUGGAUAAUCUUCUUUUAAAAAAAGGGAAUGAAAUGUAUUUUUAAAUAGUGAGAUUCUUAUAAUGAGGUCAUGUUACCACUAACAAAAUGUAAGAUAGAUAGCAUAUAGCACAAGCUAGUGCUGUCUAUUGAAGCUAUAUACAGUAAUAUGAUGUAUGAAUAUACAUCGAGGUAUAUACGGAGGAGAUGAGAGGUAUUGUGUAAGGCUGUUAUUUUCCUCACCUGGAUCAGAGCGGAUCAUGUGAAGGUGUGAUUUUUACCUGACCGUAUCCAUUACAGGAUAAUUCAUUACUGGUUGCAGUCACCUUUCUAUCUUAGUGCAGAUUACAGCUUGACAUAACACCUGUUCACCUAUCACCCAUCUUUAAUGUAAAUGUUUGUUGACCGAUACUCUGUGUUUGUUGUGUGUGUUUGUUGUGUGUGCUUGCUGUAUGCGUGUGUGCGUGGGUGUGUGCGUGUGUGUGUAUGAACUGAUUUAAUUCAACUUCCUUUUUUGUCUGUCAACACAAUAUCCUAUGUAAAUACAAGGAUGUUGUCAGUUACAUAAUAAAGUUCAC
This is a messenger RNA of Sardina pilchardus (European sardine), 2274 nucleotides long. RefSeq names its product regulator of G protein signaling 9a (gene rgs9a). Gene Ontology annotation, biological process: intracellular signal transduction; G protein-coupled receptor signaling pathway; positive regulation of GTPase activity. The transcript is spliced from 17 exons. The coding region runs from base 1 to 1431 and encodes 476 amino acids. NCBI's taxonomy places the organism in Eukaryota, Metazoa, Chordata, Actinopteri, Clupeiformes, Clupeidae. Gene Ontology annotation, molecular function: GTPase activator activity. The record is from RefSeq and is a predicted model, not a curated record. Gene Ontology annotation, cellular component: plasma membrane; cytoplasm; neuron projection.